Molecule: messenger RNA, 1770 nt
Organism: Euleptes europaea (tarantolino)
Lineage: Eukaryota; Metazoa; Chordata; Lepidosauria; Squamata; Sphaerodactylidae
Gene: PXK
Product: PX domain containing serine/threonine kinase like
Exons: 18
Coding region: 40-1770 (576 amino acids)
Biological process (GO): endosome to lysosome transport; early endosome to late endosome transport; protein phosphorylation
Cellular component (GO): late endosome; extrinsic component of endosome membrane; early endosome
Molecular function (GO): phosphatidylinositol binding; ATP binding; protein kinase activity
Source: RefSeq, a predicted model, not a curated record
AGGCGCCGGGGCUGCUGCUGCCGCCGCCCCCAGCUCGGCAUGGCCUUCAUGGAGAAGCCGCCGGCCGGGAAAGUGCUGCUGGACGACACGGUGCCGCUGACGGCCGUGAUCGAGGCGAGCCAGAGCUUGCAUUCGCACACGGAGUACAUCAUUCGUGUACAAAGAGGGAUUUCCAUGGAAAAUAGCUGGCAGAUUGUGAGAAGAUACAGCGAUUUUGACUUGCUGAAUAAUAGUUUGCAGAUUUCUGCCCUUAGUCUACCUCUUCCUCCCAAAAAGUUGAUUGGAAAUAUGGAUCGUGAAUUCAUAGCUGAAAGACAGAAGGGACUCCAGAAUUAUCUUAAUGUAAUUACUUCCAACCACAUACUGUCGAACUGUGAACCGGUGAAGAAAUUUUUGGAUCCAAACAACUACUCUGUAAACUACGUUGAAAUUGCCUUACAGCAUGUUUCGAUGUUUUUUCGGUCGGAGCCAAAGUGGGAAGUUGUAGAGCCAUUAAAGGAUAUAGGUUGGAGAAUACGUAAGAAAUACUUCUUAAUGAAAAUGAAGAAUCAACCAAAAGAGCGGCUAGCAUUGAGCUGGGCUGACCUUGGCCCUGACAAAUAUCUUUCAGACAAAGAUCUUCAGUGUGCUGUGAAAUUUCUUUCUUCGUGUUCUCAUCCCUAUAUUUACAAAGUCACUUUGGCGACAGCUAGUGAAUCUUCUGCGCUGAUAAUUAGACCAUUCAAUGAAAAAGGAACAUUGAAGGACCUGAUUUAUAAGGCAAAACCAAAAGAUCAAUUUUUGAAGAAAUACUGCAAUCCGAAGAAAAUUCAAGGUCUUGAACUGCAGCAAAUUAAAACAUUUGGCAGACAAAUACUAGAGGUCUUAAAGUUCUUGCACGAGAAAGGAUUUCCAUAUGGUCACUUACAUGCUUCCAAUGUAAUCUUGGAGGGGGAUACAUGCAGGUUGUUGGACUUGGAGAAUUCGUUGCUGGGGCUCCCAUCCUUCUAUCGGUCCUAUUUUACACAGUUCCGUAAAAUUAACACUUUAGAAGCUGUUGACGUGCACUGCUUUGGUCACUUACUCUAUGAAAUGACAUAUGGGAGACCCCCAGACUCUGUUCCGGUGGACGGCUUUCCUCCUGCACCAUCCACAUCUGUAGUGGCUGUACUGGAAUCCAUCCUUUCUCCUGAAGCCAUGAAGAAUGGCAUGCCAACCGUCUCUCGGCUCUUACAAAUGCCGUUGUUCAGUGAUGUCCUUCUAACAAAUUCAGAAAAAACACAGUUCAAGAUUCCCUCCAAAUUAAAAGAAGCAUUGAAGACUGCCAAAGAAUGCAUAGAAAAGAGGCUAGCAGAAGAACAGAAACUGAUUCAUCAGCACAGAAGACUGACGAGAGCUCAGUCUCAUCACGGUUCAGAGGAAGAAAAAAAAAAGAGAAAGAUCUUGGCACGAAAGAAGUCCAAGCUCUCUACCUUCGAGAGUGGGGAAGAACAAACCAUGAAAUACAGCAACUCAAACAAUUCAGCAGGCUCCGGGGCCAGUUCGCCUAUGACUUCGCCAUCCUCUCCUGUUCCGCCUUCCACGACAGCAGGGGCCUCCACAAUUCCUUCACCGCCUCCGCCACCAGCGGCUCCUCCCCCGCCUCCCAAUUUGGAUGUGCCGACGCAGCCAGACUCCCGGCCUGUUAACAGCACAAGCCAGAGAGCCUUACUCAGCUCGAUUCAGAGUUUUCAGAAAGGAACCUUGAAGAAAACUGAAACGUGCGACUAUAGCGCUCCUAAGAUCAGCUGA